UGCCCCGCAGCCUGAGGAGGAGGACACAAGACUCUGCUGCAUUUUUUCCCCUCUGUCCUCCUGAGCAGCCGGAUCAAGGAUUCUUGUGGAUUACAGCAGGAGCUGAGCUUGUGGCGUCUGCCCCCCGGAUAUACCGCAGCGCCGGCUCCAGCACUCGUUACAUUGUAUCCCUGGAUCUACAGCGUGGGGCCCCUGAUUGAGCCUUGGGCUGACACUAGUAAUCGGGCAUGCUGGGGCACCUCCGCGGGCACCUAUGGUGUGUGUGCCCCCAGUGAAGGAUCUCCCUCCGCUUUGCAGGAUCUCUACCCCCCUCUAAGACUGGCGUAUGUUCCAGAUCGCCUUGGCUACUGCUCGGACCUCCAGUCCCCCCCGGGCUGCUGCUGCUUGUCUCUGUCCUCCGGCCUCGGAUCCAGGAUCCUUCAUGAUUUGCGGGCGUCAUGCACGUUUUUUAGCCGGGAAGCCUUGCUCUCGUCCCGCAUGUUCAGGACCAAAAGAUCGGUGCUCGUCCGGCGACUCUGGAGGAGUCGAGCUACUCCCGGGGAGACGGGGGAAGGAGACGGGGAGAGCAGGGCGCAUGGGGCCGGGGGCUGCUGCAUGGGCAAGACCGGCAAGGUGUCCAAGGCGCAGCUGGGGGGGUCUGAGGCUGAACUGAAGGCGCUCACCCACUCUCUGCUUAAGAGGCUGAAGGAGAGGCAGCUGGAGGGACUGCUGCAGGCGGUGGAGUCCAAGGGGGGAACCCGCAGCCCCUGCCUCCUGCUGCCCUCUGCCAAGCUGGACUCCAGGCUGGGACAGCACCCCUUCUCCCUGCCCCUGCUGCUCUGCAAGCUCUUCAGGUGGCCGGAUCUCAGGCACUCGGCCGAGGUCAAGAGGCUCAGCUGCUGCGACUCCUAUGGCAAGAACAACCCGGAGCUGGUGUGCUGUAACCCGCAUCACCUCAGCAGGCUCUGCGAGCUAGAGUCCCCCCCACCUCCCUACUCCAGAUACCCAAUGGAGAUUCUCAAGCCUUGUGCGGAUCCUACAGACUGUGUGCCUUCCUCCACUGAGACAGGGGGAACUAAUUACCUGGCCCCUGAGGGGCUUUCAGAUUCCCAACUUCUCCAGGAGUCUGGGGACCCGUCCCAUUGGUGCGUGGUUGCAUACUGGGAAGAAAAGACACGGGUGGGUCGAUUAUAUUCUGUCCAAGAACCUUCCCUGGAUAUCUUUUAUGACCUACCUCAAGGGAAUGGCUUCUGUAUUGGGCAACUAAACUCGGACAACAAAAGUCAGCUGGUGCAAAAAGUACGCAGCAAGAUUGGAUAUGGGAUCCAGCUGACCAAAGAAGUGGAUGGCGUUUGGGUUUAUAAUCGCAGCAGUUAUCCGAUCUUCAUCAAGUCGGCCACACUGGACAACCCUGACUCUAGGACGUUGCUGGUCCAUAAAGUGUUCCCCGGAUUCUCCAUCAAAGCUUUUGACUAUGAGAAGGCUUACAGUUUGCAAAGGCCUAAUGACCACGAGUUUAUGCAACAGCCGUGGACUGGAUUUACUGUACAGAUAAGCUUUGUGAAAGGCUGGGGACAGUGCUACACGAGACAGUUUAUCAGCAGCUGCCCCUGCUGGUUGGAGGUGAUAUUUAAUAACCGAUGACUUGGAAACAAGUGGACUUUAGGACUCUAUGACUACAUGCUGCUAAUAUUUCCUUCCGAGUGCUUGCUUCUUUGUGCAAAAUGUUUGUGUUUGUUUUUUCACGUUUUUUUUUUGUUUUUGUUUGUUUGUUUUUUAUUUUGAGAAAUAGCUUAUGUCAAUUUUUUUUAAAUUUUUUUUUUUUGGGGGGUGGGAGGGGUCCUUUAAAUAUUAUUCUUAUAAGUGUGAAUGAUUGCAGAGAAAGCUGGGGAAGGGGGAGCGAUGAAUGGGAAAUCCCUCAUAAGAUCCUAAUCCUCUCUCACAGCAACAUAUUUGAUGAAUGCGAGGGAUGGGAGUAAAUCAGUAUUUAUUUUUUUAUGUAAAGUCGACCCCCAUCCCGCCAUUAUUCUUCUUCCUGACGUCUGGGUACAGAAAGGCGAACAGCCGUAAUAUGUGAUAAGCAAUCGGGCUUGUAGAGCAUGCUUAAUGUAUGUUUGACACUUGGAGAAUCAACCACUUUGUCCCGGGUCAACUUUUUGGAUGGUCCGACUCAUUGACUUGCUCUAGGAAUUCAUAACUCAAGCUCUUGGUGGCUUCCAAAAGUCAAGGCAGCCCAAGACAUUGUUUUCCUUCGGGCCAAUUUAUUGAGCCACUCAACUAUAUAAUCCAUGCAGGAGCUGCCAAGAGUCUGAGUUGGCAUUCUCCAAAGGGGCCUUCACAAUGAAGGACGGCCAUCUUUCACCGGUAGAACCUUGCUGAUUGCAGAUGUUCAGUUCGAAGAGUACGAUAUGUGCUUGAGUCUGGAGUGCAGUGACUAUGCUUUAUUUGAUAAAGACCAAAUAAAAAUAAAAAAAAACUGCCAACCUACCGACAGCCCCUCCCCCCAACUGCCCUUCCCCCAUGAUGACGUCAUCAAACACUUUACUUUUAUUUUUUUGGCAGCGCAUUAGGCUUGUUGUUUUAAAUAAGCCGAUGCAGGAUAAAGCUGCUGCUUUUUCUUCUUCUCCUAAAUCCACGGUCAUAUUUAUCACCUUUUCUUGUAUAUGUAUAUCUAAAGCGGUUGUAUACAUAUAGAAGAGUUCUAUCCUUUCAGCAGUUCUGUGGACGCUGACAGGGCCGCAAUGGUCAAUCAUUUAUUUAUACUAUAGGGAAUAAGAAGCGAAUAGUUUGUGCAGCGUUGUAUGGUUAAACUUUAUUAAAGUAGUUGUCCAGGAUUAGAAAAAAACAUGGCAGCUUUAUUGGAUUGAGUGGCGCUGAGCCGCAAUACUACGCAUAGCCUGUGGCGCCGUUUUUGGAAGAGAGCGGCCCAUGGAUUUCUAAUCCUGUACGACCCAUGCAAUAUCCCUGAAGGCCCAUUUUACAUACAACCUUUUGUGUUUUUUGUUUUGUUUUUAGACUGGGGACAGUCAACUUUCAAAAAAUGUAGAAAAAAAAAAGUUGACAACUGUCCCGCUCUUUAGGCAGCCAUUUUUUUUAGCAUGUUUUUGGCCUAGAAAUAGGGAAUCUGUGUCUCCAAAAACUGUCUAAAAACAACCAAUCACCGCCCAGAUUUUCAAUUCGUAUUCUGCUGUUGAAAAGUGAAAGCCGAGCUGUGAUUGGUUGCUGUGGGACAGUUUCAUAAAUCGCCAGUGAGCGAUCCCUGCUGGUCCCAUACUAAUGGUUUAAUGCUACAAAGUGCUGCACAGUCUAUCGACUCUUACCGCGGACCAGCCUACCGCACACGGCAAGCCAUAUUGUGGCCUGCGCCGAAAGUUUUUAGACAGAGGCCUAUCUUUUCACCAGAUAAUAAACCAUGUAAUAGCGCCCAAUUCUGGUGAACGGAUAGGCUGUAUUGCUGCCCACAAAAUGGCCGCCUCUGCGCGUGCGGCGCUCUGGUCUGCUUCCAACACAUCGGUUAGGGAUUCUACAGAAUAGAUUUCUGUAACGUACAGUAUUUACUAUAUAUUUUCCUCCUUCUAAGGUACAAGUUAUGCACAGAGGACGUUCAUUUUUUUUUUUCUAUGUGUCGUACGUGACGUAUGAUGCGUUGUCAUUAGUUAUGGCUCAAUGAGCACGAUUUAACAUAAGCUAUUUUUCUAAAAACCGAAGUUUAAAUGAACAAGAGUAGGCACUCUUUGGAUCUUAAAGCAAUGUAGUGCUUUGGAAGAAAAAAAAAAAAAAAAAAGAACUGAAAAAAUGGACUCCUUUAAAAAAAAAAAAAAAAAAAA
Messenger RNA from Bufo bufo (common toad), 3806 nucleotides. RefSeq names its product SMAD family member 7 (gene SMAD7). NCBI's taxonomy places the organism in Eukaryota, Metazoa, Chordata, Amphibia, Anura, Bufonidae. Gene Ontology annotation, cellular component: heteromeric SMAD protein complex. The record is from RefSeq and is a predicted model, not a curated record. The coding region runs from base 478 to 1623 and encodes 381 amino acids. Gene Ontology annotation, biological process: anatomical structure morphogenesis; SMAD protein signal transduction; transforming growth factor beta receptor signaling pathway. The transcript is spliced from 4 exons. Gene Ontology annotation, molecular function: transcription regulator inhibitor activity; I-SMAD binding.